UACGCAAUUGAGCAGCUGCGCUGAUAAAACAACUUUCAACUUGCUUUAGACGCUGCAACUUCAGUCGAAUCGGAGGCGAUAAAUUAUUUGGUUUCUUUUCUGUGAUGCUGAUUUAUCGAUACGAAAACACUAUUUAAUUAAAGCUGUCGUCAAGGGAAAAUUUGAAAGACUGACUGGAACUAGCUGAGUGAGUGAUUUUUAUUGCAUGCAGUUCUUAUUUUUCGCCUUAAAAAACUUUUUCUCAAAAUGCCACUCGAUAGACCGGAAGAUAUCUUCCAAAAAUUCCUUACUGACAUGUUGCAGUACUUUUCAGAAGAUGUAUUGAAACAUUUUUCUGAUAAUAUGCUGGAACAAUCAUUCAGCGAAAUUAGUCGGAAGUCUACGAACGCAUUUGUUGUUUUCAGCUGUUUCGCAUACUUUUCUACCGAUGGCAUACCAAUUGAUAUAAUUACAUCAGUCGUGAACAAAGAAGAUCUAGAAAGCGUGGUAGAAAUUGGUAAGAAUUUUUUAUUAUUGGAUGCAAACAAUGACAAAAAUUUCAUUAAUGUCAACAAAUUUGCCCAAAAGAAAAUAAGAGCAUCUCUAGAAAACUCGGGAAAAGGUAAAUUAAUUUUAAAAUCUGUUAUAGAAUUAUUAAUUAAUAUAGGAAAAAAUGCAGAGAAAUUUAGUUUGCUUGUUGAUCAUGCUAUAUGUGCAUGGUUGCAUACAUAUAAUUCUGAUGAACUUCUGAAAGCAUCAUGUGCAUUACCAAACUAUAUUGUAACUUCUUUGAUAAAGCAGCUUAAAUAUAAAAAAGCUAAUUCAUUUGGUUGGAAAGCAUUGAAAGCCUUAAAAGCAAUUUUAGGAGAUGAUCAUUCAGAAGUAUUAAAACUUCAAUUUCAACUGGGAAAUUUGUUAGAAAUGGUGGGUAAAUACAAACCAGCUUUGAGAUUGUUGAUGGGCCUCUUUGACAAAGAUAUCAAAGACACAGAAUUAAAAAUGAACAUAAAACUUGCUGUUAUUUCAGUUACUAAAAAAAUCCAAGAUAAUUCCCAAUAUGAUGAAAUCUUGCCAGUCUAUGAAAAACUAUUAAGCAAAGAAAAAAUUGGUGUAACAAAUGAUGAAGCCAUUUUAAAAGCUUGGCAUCAUUAUGCUCUCCUAUUAAUGAAUCUGGAUAGAUCUGAUGAUUUUCUAGAAAUCUGUAAUGAUAUUCUUAAACAAGAUAAAAUUCCUCUUAAAAAAGAAACAAAAUUCUAUUUCAUUAACAAUAUGGCUAAUGCUUUUCUGGAACGAACAAACUACCAGAAGGCUUUAACUUUGUUUAAAGAAUUACUCGAGCAAAAAAAAAUUAUUUUUAGAGAAAAUCAUGUUGAAAUUUUGGAAAUAAAAUGCAGUAUAGCAACAGUUCUUCAAAAAUUAGAUAAACAAAACGAGUAUGUUACAUUACUUGAAGAGAUAGUGAAACAAUAUGAUACAGUUGUUGGAAAAACUCAUCCAGAAACUAUAUCUGUUACAGAACGUUUAGCUUUAGAAUAUUAUAAUCAAAAUGAAUGCAAGAAAGCUGCUGAAUUGUUCAAGAUUGUGUGUGAAGGUCACAAAGAGAAGCUAAAGAAAAACACUAAUGAAAUUCUUACUAUAAAACAGAAUCUUUCUCCAAUUUUAAUAGGAGACAAUAUUCAUCCAGAUCAGAUUAAGAACUUCACUGCAGAAAUAAAUGAAAAUUCUGCUUUCCAACCUGUUAAUAUUACUGUCAUGAAAAAGAACAUGGAAAUUUUGAGUUUAACUCAUUCUAAUUCUAUAUUAUCGAUGGCAAAGGAAAGUGAUGUGGGUAAAGUAUAUGAAGUAGUACAAAAUGGCUGUGGCAUUAAUGACAGUGAUGACCUUGGUAAUACACCAUUACAUUAUGCAUCACAGUUUGGAAAUAUAACUGUGGUCAAACUUUUAUUAGACUUUGGUGCCAUAUAUAUUGCAAAAAACAAACAAGGUAAAAUUCCUUUACAAGUUGCUGACAAUAGCGAUAUCAAAGCUCUCUUAAAUAUAGUUGAAAAGUUAUUCAGGUAUGUAAAAUUGGGAAAUUUUGUUGAAGUUAAAAAAUGCAUUCAACAACAGAGAUGUAUUGUGAAUGCAAAAGAUAAUGAUGGGCAUCAUCCACUACAUUGGGCUGCUUCUAAUGGUCACAUAAGCAUUGUGAAGUUAUUACUAGAAACAGGGGCAGAUCCUACUUAUGUGACUAAUAAAGGCAAUACACCAUUGCAUAUAGCUGUAUCAAAAGGCUUUCUCGUAAUUACAGAAGUUCUGUUACAGUUUAUUGCAUGCGAUGAAUUGGACAAUUUCAUCAAUGCUCCAACUCUUGGUACUGGUGCCACUUCACUGCAUGUAGCAGCUAAAAAAGGAUUCAGAGAUAUUAUAAAAAUAUUGCUGAAGCAUGGCGCAAUUUAUAAUAUGAAAAAUAAUGAGGAUAAAACACCACUUGAAUUAUUUGAAGACAAGACUUCUGAUAACAUAUUGAAAUUAACUGAAGAACUAUUUGAAGAUGCUGUAGUAGGAAAUCCAUCAAUAGUUGAUAAACUUCGAAAAAUACCAUCAACUGACUUGACUUCCAUUGCCAAUGCAUGCAAUAUACAAAGAUGUACAUUAAUGGAAGUUAUGGUUAAUAAUAAUCAUAAAACAUUAGCUUUUGAUUGUUUACAAAUAUUAAAAAAUCUUCAAAAUCUUAAACCUUGGAAAAGUAGUCCAACAACUGUACCAGAAACAAAAAGUUCCAAAAAUGCUGAUCCUGAGCUCUUUCGUGUUGAAGGUGCUUUGCAACAAAUAAAAAGCUUCCAAAGCCUUGCUAAGGAACACUUGGCAUUUUCAGAUCCUUUCAUUCUCAACCUGCAAUUUUUUUGUAACUUAAGUUCACAUUUGUCAGAGAUAAAUCCUUGUCCUUCAAGGACCUUUGGAGAUGGUCUCUGCUACUUGCUAAAUGCACACAAAUUAGUGAAGGAGUAUAAAAUUUCAUACCCUAAUUGGACUGAGAAUGUUAACAUAAAGCAAAUAAACAAGAUACUUGAUUAUUUAGAAUUUGAACCAGAACCAGUUCCUGAAAAACCAGGCCAAUUUAGUGCGAAAGCAGAUACAAAAUUUCAUAAUUUACUUCAUAGUGAAUUAAAGAAAGACUUGCGGCUCUUCAUUGAUUUGGUAGAGAUUAAUAUUGAAAUUCCAGUAAUAAGAUUUUUGCAGUCUUUAACUUCACAAUUACGUUCAUUUUAUUCAGAGGCUUUAUUUAAAGCUAUUGAAACUAAUAACCGAUUGAUUGUGGAAAAAUACGUUAAGGAAGAUAGAGCUGUAUUAAAUAUAAAUGUUAACGGAAUAAGUCCACUACAUUGUGCCAUUAAUCAUGCUAGUUUCAAAAUUAUAAAAAUCUUGAUAGAAAAUGGGGCUGAUACUUUGCAAAAGGUUGAUGGUGGAGACACACUACUGCAUUUGACAGCUUCUAAAGGACAUAAAGGUUCUGUUGAACUUUUAUUGAAGCACACAUAUCCUGAUCAACUAAAUAAAUUUUUGGAUGCCAAAAAUAAAACUGAAGGUGAUACAGCAUUACAUAUGGCAGCUAAAAAUGGUUUCAUACUAAUUCUCAAAUCUUUAUUAAAAUAUGGAUCUUGUUAUUGCAUAAGAAACAAACAGGGUAAAAUGCCAAUUGAUUUAGCUACAAAACAUAGCAACAUCAGAGAUUUUUUAAAGCUAAUUUCUCAGCUUUUUAAAUAUGCAGAAAGUGACAAUUUUGAAUUUGGUAACAUACUACGAUCUGUACAUCCAGAAGAUCUUAUGGCAGUUACAAAUGCAAGAAAUGACUUGGGACUGUCAUUACUAGAAAUUAUAAAGUUGAAACACGUUCGACAAAUUCCAGACAAUAUGUUGGGAAUGAUGUUAGGAUUUGGAAAAUCUGCCUUGUAUAACCCUAUAUCUUAUGACCAGACAUCAUAUGAAAGAAUUUGUAAAAUAGCCCAUACAUUUUCAAGAUAUUCCGAGUUGUACCUCUCCAAACUCCGCUAUAAGGCACAAAUCUACCCAGAUGAUGCUGGAAAGAACCCAUCUCCUUGGAGUACCUUGAAAGAGGGAUCGUUAUAUCUUAAUAAUGUUAGUAGGUUUAUAGAAGAAUGCAAAACCUGUGUUGGCUCUGUGAAUAACUCCAAUUUCUUGAAAAUGAAAGAAACUCUUGAAGAACUGCAGUUUGAUCCCACUCACAUUAUAAGUGAAGCUCGUGAUUGCAUAGUCAGAAGUUUUAUUUCACAAGGUCAAGGAUCUAAAUACUACAAGUUGCUGCACAGUAAACUGAAAAAAGACAUUCUACAGUUUAUAUAUGUUGUUGAAAAAGGUAUUGAAACUCCAGCUAUUCAUUUCUUGGCUGAUUUAAAAUGUCUUAUAGUAACAGCUCAACCAGGAAUUUUCUAAUGAUGUAUGUAGACUGAAAGCAAUUUGUAUACUUGAAGUAUAUAAUGUUGAAAGCUAAGGUUACAACAUUAGCACAUGUAAGAUUAAGGUUUUUGUGGAUAUUCAAAAUAUUCUUAUAUUAGUAUCUGAAGAAAUUUGUAAAAUAUAAUCUUUUUUCUUAGAUUUGCUGUUUAACUAAAAUAAUAUGAUAAAUUUUUAAAAAUAUUACAAGAUAAAGUGUUUCAACAUAGUAAUUUUUUUUUUUUUUUUUUCAAAUAUGAUGCAUUAAAAGAAAAUCAGUUCUACAUUAUAAGUACAAUGUUUGUCAUGGGUACAUUUAGAUAUAACUUCUUUUUUUUUUUUUUUGUUGUUGUUUUAAAAUUGCAUUCAUUUGAUUUUACAUGAUCUAUAUUUUUAAAUUUUGAUCAGAAAAAUUAUUACAGUAAUUUAUUAUUAAAGUAGAAACAUGCUUUUUUCUUUGAUUUAAAAAAAAAAUUCUUCUGUCUAAAUUUUUCUUUUUAUUGAUAUUUAAUUCUUUAUGGUAUAAUAUAAAAU
Messenger RNA from Argiope bruennichi, 4947 nucleotides. RefSeq lists its product as uncharacterized. The record is from RefSeq and is a predicted model, not a curated record. NCBI's taxonomy places the organism in Eukaryota, Metazoa, Arthropoda, Arachnida, Araneae, Araneidae. Gene Ontology annotation, molecular function: protein binding. The transcript has a single exon. Bases 247 to 4413 code for a protein of 1388 amino acids.